Messenger RNA from Macrosiphum euphorbiae (potato aphid), 1086 nucleotides. The record is from the annotation of a GenBank genome assembly. NCBI's taxonomy places the organism in Eukaryota, Metazoa, Arthropoda, Insecta, Hemiptera, Aphididae.
AUGAUGAUAAUUGAAUUGAUAAUUCGGAAAACUAGGAAUCAAUGUUUUUGUUGGGUACUAAAACAAGUUUGGUUCGUAUAUUUUGAAUUGCAAACCCCAAGUAAGGGUGGAAUGGGAAUGCCUCAAGGCAAUAUGCCCGGACAGUUGCAAUUACCACCCGGUCCGAAUAUGCCUGGUGGUCCUGGACCAAACCAGAUGCCUGGGCUUAUGCCUAACAGCGCAUUAACAGCUUCUUUACAAAGUCAACCUCAACCAAAUUUGGCUGAAUUAAUGGGGUCCAACAAUUUUGUACCACAAAGUAAUCAGGUAGUCCCUAAUAGUCCAUCAGUUCAAAUGAUGCCUAGUCCUCAACCAACUGGACAACCCGUCAAUGUUAAUAAUCCAAACAUGCCUUUACAGAGUCCUGGAGGCGUUGGAAAUGUUGGUGUUCGUCCAUCACAAGGCCAAUACAGUGAACAAAUUGAGAUGGCUAGAAAGCAAAAUUUAGCCAAGAUUCAGCAACUUCGUCAGACACUAGAAUUAGCACAACAACAAGAAUUACAGUAUAAGUCUCAAAUGGAGAUACAAAGUAAUCAAAUGAACAUACCACAAAUGCAGCAAUGUUUGGAACAAGCCCAAAUGCAAGAAAACAUAUUGAAGUCUCAGCUAGAAAUACGUAAUCAAAUGAAUGUGCCCCAAAUGCAACAAAAUCUGGAACAUGCUCAAAUGCAAGAGACCAUAUUAAAAGCACAGUUGGAACAUCAACAAGAAGAACAACACAAAUUGCGAACCCAGCAAUUCCAUAUCCAUCAACAGCAACAGCAACAACAACAGCAGCAACAACAGCAACAGCAAUCAAGACAAAUGGUUCCUGGAAAUCAAUCACCACAGAUUAUGGGUAAUAGUGCACCACAGCAGAGAAUGCAAAUGCGACCCGUUAUGUCCAGUAAUCCUGGUCUCAGACAUUUAUUACAACAACAACCACAAUAUAGACAACAAAUGAUGGGCAUGCAACAGGUUCCCGUUGCUCAAGGCAGACCCUUGCAACCUCAACAACAGCAACAACAAUAUAAUGAUGAAGUUCAUGCAUUUGACUUUCUUAACUAA